Messenger RNA from Truncatella angustata, 904 nucleotides. RefSeq lists its product as uncharacterized. The record is from RefSeq and is a predicted model, not a curated record. The transcript has 2 exons. Lineage: Eukaryota; Fungi; Ascomycota; Sordariomycetes; Amphisphaeriales; Sporocadaceae. The coding region runs from base 82 to 552 and encodes 156 amino acids.
GUGGAACAGUUCGAAGUGUGUUUGUCUAGUCACUCAUUGUCAUGAAUUAAUCAAUAUAAAAUUGUCUUCGCAAUAUUUUAGAUGUGUCUUUGUUCUACUCAGGUUAGAGCUUCUAUCGUACUUAUAGUAUUUCUUAAAUCCGUGAGUGGUUCUGUAGUCCACCCAACAAUGCUAUUCCUUGAUAGAUAUUUGGUGGUUCAAAAACUCUUGUCGCUAACCCACCACAUCGGUCAGCCGGGCAACCUCGGCCUCCUAUGCGCGCAGCCUCUCCUUCAAGUGUACUAUAUCUUUUUUCAGACCGGCCUGUUCAUUUCUCCAUUUCUCCUCAUCGUUUUUCCACUCCUCGAGAAGGCCCCGUGCAGCCUCAAGAGGGCACUUUGGGGCCAGCAAACUUCAUGGACGGCUGUGUCCCUCAGCAACAUCCUAGUCGGCUUACGCGCGCGCUUGCAGGAAACAGAAUGCUGGUACAGGUUCAGCAUCUUGGUCAGUGAAAGAAGCAGCUGGGGGGGGGUUUCAUAUUCAUCGCCCAAAAUCGGGUCAUGUCGUCAAUGAGCUGGUGCAGUUGAGUUUUGACUCCGAUUUUUUUGCUUAACUUUGCUCUCAUGACCAGUAGGAAGUGAACGCGGUAUGUGAUACUCGGUUGGUAAAAGUUUCAAACAAAGUCACAGCUUGCGACGGGGCGCUCUAAGCUAAAGUUGUAUACUUGCAGUACUCCUGCAUAUUGACUCUUCGGUAAAAUGAUUGAAAGCGAGCGUGGAUUUGGAAGAGAAAUAAGAAGCUUCGUGAUAACUUCUCCUAGGGCAACUGCUAUUAUGAUUGAUUUGUUUGUUAUUUAUUUAUUUAUAUCGUGCCUAUAAGGGCUACGACACGGUGACGUUAGCUAGAUCUUUUAUAUCAUAUUUAC